UCAGGCUUCUUUCUGUAUAUAGUGACGGAACUUGCAAAAUGGCGUCUCACUGAGAAAUUGGUGUAUUCGUGCGUUCGUUACAGAUCGUUACCGAUCGUACUCAUUUAGAUCAUUGGAAUUGCUGUGUGUAGUGAUUUUAUGUUUUAUCUAUUAAUUAUUUACUAAACUUCAUCAUGGGCACGUCAGAUUUGGAGGGCCCUGAAUGUAAGCGAGAACCCUUGGAAUUAGAUUCCGAUGCCGAAGGAGUGAUUGAUCAAAGAAAGAAAAAGAAGAGAAAACAUAAGCAUCAUAAGCAUAAAAGGGAGAAAUUAAUUGAAAGAGACGACGAACGUUUGGACAAGCAAGAGAGACGGAAACACAAGAAACAUAAGAGACAGAAAAAGGAUAGAAGUAUGGAAAACGGUACCGUGGAAGAGAAAUUAAUUUCCAACGCGGUACAUAAAGGAAUUGGUAUGAAUGGAAAGACAAAAACUGUAUUAGAAGUCGUUUCUACGGAUGAAAGCGAAGAUGAAAAGUUGGUCGAUCUUGAUUCCGACGAAGUGGAUUGUACAAUCAUAGAGGAUGAUAUUGAUCUUGAGGAAUUAAUGAAACAAAAGGAACGAUUGCAAGCGUGUUUAGUACAAUAUCUUUCGGAUGAAUCCGAAAAGGGGGAAAAUAAGGAGUUGCAAGGAGGAGAGGUAGAGGAGCAGGAAGAGGAGGAGGAGGAGGAGGAAGAAGAGGAGGAACAGGAGGGAGAAGAAAGAAAGAUGACAGUAGAGACACCAGACGUGAUACUCGUGGAAGAUGAUAGCGAUACCGAUGAUGUACCACCGAAGAAACGAGGUAGAAGCAAAUCAGGCAGUAGAGAACGUAAGAAAGUGGUAAAAACAGAAAGACGUGUUAUAGUUGAUAUGACUAGAGACAGAAAAAUCCGCGAACCACACAAAGAUAAGAGAAGAGAUUUUGAUAGGAAAAGAGACGAGAAAGUCCGCCCUAGAGAGGAAGGAAAAAGGGACGAGACUCGAAGAGACGACAGAUGUUCACGAAAAACUAACGAGAGACAGAAAGAAGAUACGAGAAAGGACGAAUCCAAUAGAAAAGCAGACGAUGAUCAGCAGAGACGUAAGGAUUUGUCAAGAAGGGACGAGACGCGGAAAAGAGAAUCAGAUAGACGAGAAGAAAAUCGAAAACGAGAGCCACUCACCCGUCAUAGUCCGAAAACUCGUAACAAUGAGACAAAAAGUUCAGAUAGUAAGAGUCGCGACAGGCUGGGAAGUCGCGAACGUCAAGACAGUCGAGAUCGCCACAUCAGUCACGAUCGACGCAGUCGCGAUAGAUUAUCUAGCAGAGAGCCUCGCCGUCACGGUAGUCGCGACAAAAGGGAUAGUAGAAGCAAAGAUCGACAUGGAAAUAGAGAUCGACACGAUGGUAGCCGCGAUCGACGAGACAUUCGGUAUCACGACCAUCGAAUCGAAGACCGAUCUCGCAGUACCGUGAGAAGAUCGCGUAGUCCUACUCGGGCUAGAGCGGAAAGGGAGCGAAACGACCGGUAUAAAAGAUCCAGGUCUCCUUCUCGAAAUCGCAGAGAUCGGGACAAGCAACACGUCAGGGAUCAUAUGAGAGAUCGCGAGAAAGAUCGAGAAAGAAACAGCAAACGAGAACGCGGCGACAAGUAUAAGGAUUCUUUAUCGGAAGGUCUUAAGAUGGAACGUUCGGAUAGCUCGAGCGAGGAGGACAUCAAGGAUAUCGAUAUCGAGGAAGAAGAAGAUGAGGAAGCUAUUAUAGAACGUCGAAGGAAACAACGGGAAGAAUUGCUCAAAAGACUAAGUGGACCAAAUGAAGAUUCAAACAUGUCUGCCGACAUCAAUGUCGCUGGUUCUCCAGAGAGCCAAUCUAAUAUAUCACAAAAGUCUGUAGAGAUACCAUCCAAUAACAAUGAAUCUAUUUUGGAGAGCCACACCCCGCCACUGCCCACGGAGAAAUUAGAGUCUCCACCUCCAGCCAAAAAAAGAAAGUCCAGAUUCGAGGAUACGUCAUUAGAUGAGUCUGACAAAACUGGGAAUGUCAAGACGUCUGAAAGGUUUAAACAGGAAGAAAAGCAAACUUUGAAGAAAUCCAACGAGUGGGACAUGUUUGCAGAAGUAGAUAAUAUCGGAGAUUUUAAUAGCCCUACGCUUGAAGGAGGAAAACGUCAAGGAGGACCUGACAAUCCUAGUUUAACAGAUAAUUGGGAUGACGCCGAAGGAUAUUAUCGAGUGCGCGUAGGAGAAACGCUAGAUGCGCGAUACGUAGUCUAUGGAUAUACAGGACAAGGAGUAUUUAGUAACGUAGUAAGAGCGAGAGACAGCGCUAGAGGGAAUUUGGACGUAGCUGUGAAGAUAAUAAGAAACAAUGAAAUAAUGCAUAGAACUGGUUUAAAGGAGUUAGAAAUUCUUAGAAAGCUGAACGACGCUGAUCCGGAGGAUAGAUUUCACUGCUUGCGUCUGUUCAGACAUUUCUUUCAUAAAAAUCAUUUGUGUAUGGUUUUCGAACCUUUAGCCAUGAAUUUAAGAGAGGUUUUAAAGAAGUAUGGCAAAGACGUUGGCUUACACGUUAAAGCGGUAAGGUCGUAUACGCAGCAACUUUUUCUAGCACUAAAGUUAUUAAAACGUGCGAAUAUUCUGCAUGCUGACAUCAAACCGGAUAAUAUUCUAGUCAGUGAAAGUAAACUAGUGCUGAAACUCUGUGAUUUUGGUUCUGCAUCGCACGCCCAUGAAAAUGAAAUAACACCAUAUUUAGUUUCGAGAUUUUAUCGUGCGCCCGAAAUUAUUCUUGGUAUACCAUAUGAUUUUGGUAUUGAUAUGUGGUCCGUGGGAUGUACCAUAUACGAACUAUAUACGGGAAAAAUAAUGUUCUCGGGGAAAACAAACAACCAAAUGUUAAAAUACUUCAUGGAUCUAAAGGGCAAAAUGCCAAACAAACUAAUUAGAAAAGGAUCGUUCAAGGAUCAGCAUUUCGACACUAACUGCAAUUUUCUGUAUCAUGAGGUUGAUAAAGUUACGGAACGGGAAAAAGUCGUCGUAAUGUCCACAUUACCAGCAACACGCGAUCUCAGCGCAGAACUCGGUGGAAAUUCUUUACCACCGGAACAAAAUCGCAAAGUCGGACAACUCAAGGAUUUGUUGGAACGAACGUUGAUGUUGGAUGCAGGAAAGAGAAUCACUGUCAAUCACGCUCUGGCGCAUCCCUUUAUACAAGAAAAGAUAUAGCAGGAAGAGGCGGUGCAAAAAAUUAUCCAAGUUGCUUGUGUGCAACAAAAAUUUUGCAUCAAAAGAAAAAUAUAGUUGUAACGUUGCACAAAAUCGGUCCUCCAUGAGCAACCGAUACUAUACGAAUCGAAAUAAACAUUAUUUCAUUGCAUGUGACAGAGUAUAAUAUUUUUAUACUCGAUAUAAUAAUUGUGAAUACACUGAGUAAAUUUCAUCAUAUAAAUAUAUAUGUAUAUAUAUAUAAGAAAAAAAUAUAUAUACACACACAUAUUGCAUACAGGGUAUCUGACACAAGAGGACUCCUACGAAAAAUGGUGGUAGCUUGGGUCAGAUUAAGAAGAAAAAUUGUGUACCAUUUUACAAAAUUCGCAAUAGAUAUCGAAUCAUUUAUUGACACGUCUGAGCGAAUAAGCGCGUGGAAAGCGGUAGGCGAGCGGUGAGCGACACGGGACGUGUAAACGCAUUGCUUGCUGUUUUUUUCCGGUGCGCAUCGCUCCACCACUCGCUCAUCUCGUUGCUAAGAGAUCUGGUACACAAAGCUAUCUGACAUGCCUUCCGAGCCCGGCCUGACCCAAUCUACCAUUUCUCGUAGGGAUGUGUCAGAUACCCUGUAUAACAAAUUAACAUAUAUAUAUACAUAUAUACAUGUAUAUAUAUACAUACCUGUAUACGCUGUACAGCAAUACAACAUAUACACAUACAUAUAUACAUAUAUGUAUAUAUGAUGGCUUUAAUAUAGAUUAGUCCAUGUUGUAACGCGUAUGUGAAAAUAAUUGGAGAUAAAAGGGCAAUAGCCGCCUCUUUCAGCAUGAACUGAUAUCAUUUUCCUUUUCCAAUUCUCCUACUUUGGAGAACGUCCUUAUGAAUAGCAUCCUUCGUAAAAUGACUAUAGAUCGUGCGUUCAUGUGAAAUUGUACGUUACAUAUGCCUGCAAAGCGAGAAGGGUUCGUAUAUAUAUACAUAAAUAAAUAUAUAUAUAUAAACUGUAAGUCCCUUAUGGAUCACAUUGUUCGGUCCAUUUUAGAAUAUUUCAUCAGCGAGCAUACGUGCACAUACAGCAUUAGAAGCUUUAGCGGCAAAGAAACCUGUUUUAAUUGGAAGAUAAAUUGUAUAGCGAAUAGGUCAGUUAUAUUGAAAUAAAACGACACAUGCUUAAUACAAUAAGAAGAAUAAUUUGCAUUUUGUCUUUUCAAUCUUGAAUCAUGAAUUAAUAUAUUCAGUCCAAGUAUUUCUUAUAGCAUUUGUAUUUUUCUCUCUUUCUAGUUUUCUCUCUGCCUCGGUUCUGUCUUCAUUUUUAUCUUUGAAAUUUAAAGAGCGUUCUAGAUUAAAUACAUCCCACUUUAUAACAGCGAUAAUAUAAUAUAGAGAUAGAUGAAAGUGUAUACAUAUACAUACAUGCAUACCUGUACGAUGUGCACACACACACACACAUACACAUACACAUUUUAUACGCGUGGGUUUAAUGGAUUAUCAGACACAAAUGCAUAGUCUUGUAUACGUCGAUGAAAA
This is a messenger RNA of Vollenhovia emeryi, 4736 nucleotides long. It is a transcript of the gene Prp4k, whose product is annotated as serine/threonine-protein kinase PRP4 homolog. Gene Ontology annotation, molecular function: protein serine/threonine kinase activity; ATP binding. The transcript has 13 exons. The record is from RefSeq and is a predicted model, not a curated record. Bases 174 to 3227 code for a protein of 1017 amino acids. Gene Ontology annotation, biological process: peptidyl-serine phosphorylation; mRNA cis splicing, via spliceosome; peptidyl-threonine phosphorylation. Lineage: Eukaryota; Metazoa; Arthropoda; Insecta; Hymenoptera; Formicidae.